CAACCUCACUAAUAAAAUCAGGUUUCUUCUCAAGGGCAUCAAGUAACUUUUUUACAUCAUAUCGAAAACCAAUCAUUUUGCAAAUUUCUCAAUGUACAUUUACAAUUAGCAAGUCUUUAAACGUGACCCACAAACACAGAACCCUGAUUUAGUAACAGUUAUUUUCUAACAAAAACAACAUAUUAAGAAUUAGUUAUUCAGUAUUCUAUCACAUUAGAUAUAUUAAAAGGUUACGUUAAAAUAUGCCUCCAACAUUACUCAAACAAAUUAAACUGCGAAUUUCAGCAAUCUCAAUUACUUUUUUAGAUCCAUUUGCUGGCUUAAAAUCAUACGAGAACAAGAGAAUCGAAAUUUGAAUUUAUUCCAAAACUAAGGAUGAAAGUUUAUAUAUUUUUCAUGCUUUUCGUCCCGAUAAUGGCUGAAAAAGAAGUGAAAAAAUGCAGCUUGGAGAAUGUGUUAAAGUGUGGGCUGCUAAGAAACAAAUUUUCAGAAGAAUAUAAAAAGCCGUUUCCAACUACCGAAAAAGAAUUGACCAGACAAUGCGAAUUGUCUUACGAGAUGAUAGACUGUGGAUACAAUUAUAGCCAGGCUUGUUUAACCUCUAUGGAUAAAGUAAUAGGGCAGUUUGUUCUUUCGGGAACUAUACAAAAAAUGAAAGACCUUUGCAAUCCAGAACACUAAUUGCACAAAGGUAUGAACCUCUUACUUAAACAGAUUAAAGCAAUCGACUAACUUUACCAUAAUUCUUAUUCAGAUUAUUUGAAGAACGCCGAAUGUAUGCUAAAUAAUUAUGGACUUCUGAAAGAUUGUGUUAAUAUCAUGAUGUCUGCAGGAAUACAAACAUAUGAAGAUAAAUCAGGACAUAAAUUGCUUGUAUUUUGUUGAUGAGUUUAUAAAAAUGUAUUAUUACGUCAUUAACUUGAUAAUUUAUAUAAAAUAAAUUUUAUUUUCAAGCGGAAUAAAUCGUAUGAGAGAAUGUAUUGCUGAUCGAUUUGAACGUGAAUGUAGCUCGAAGGCAGUCUUUUUAGGUGAACUACUAAUAGAAUUAUCUAUUACUGAAUUUAUUUUUGAGAUAUGUAAUCCCUAUUUAGAAGUUAAAAAUGAUUGUCCACCAUUACCAACCACAGUAAACGAAGAGCCAUACAAAAAUUAUUAUGUUAUGAAAUACGUUUCUCCUUAUCUUGAAAAUUACCAGCCACAGCAAGUAUAGAGCCAUACAGAAAUUAUGUUAUUAAAUACAUUUCUGCUUUUCCUAAAUAUUAAGUUUUUAUUUAAAAUAUUGUGAUGUUUGCUUAUUUGUUCGA
Centruroides sculpturatus (bark scorpion) is the source of this 1304-nucleotide messenger RNA. RefSeq lists its product as uncharacterized. The record is from RefSeq and is a predicted model, not a curated record. The transcript is spliced from 3 exons. Bases 376 to 681 code for a protein of 101 amino acids. NCBI's taxonomy places the organism in Eukaryota, Metazoa, Arthropoda, Arachnida, Scorpiones, Buthidae.